CCUAACUUCACAAUUGAAAACUGGUGACCCAUUUUCUCUCUUGCUAUUCCCCGAACCCUAGCCCUUUCCUCCUUCCUCUCCCACUCUCUUUCCACGGCCACCACCACUUCCCUCUCCUCUGCUCACUCCCACUACUAUCUCUCUCUCUCAUUGACCGCCUCCGCUCCCUUGCCGGCGCCAUCACCUCCAUCAGCAAGUUCUCUCUCUCUCUCUCUCUCUCUCUCGGAUCUCGGAAGACUAAAAGAAGGCAAAGAACCCUUCUCUCAAUCUCUAUCUCGAAUUGGGGAAAUCGAUUGCUUCUAUGAACCAAUCCUUCUCUCAAUCUGUCAGUCAAAUAUGGGAAACCGAUGGCUGCUGUGAGGGUUGAAUGCAAAGAUUUUCACCGACGGCUGUGCUUAUUAUCUUGGCUUGGUAGUGUUUCAAGGGUUUUUUGUAUAAGAAAACGUCUUCUUCAUCUACAGAUGGUGUCUCUGAUUCAAAUCCCAUUGCUUCUGGAUCUGGGGGUUCACAGUUUAGAGUCUCGAAAAUGGUAACAGAUGCAGAUUUGAAGUUUCUGAUUGAAAAUUUGGACGAGAAGAUCGGUCAGAAUAAGAAAUGGGACAAUGUCAUAGAGAAAGGAAAUGAUCUUCUAUACUACAGUGCUAAGUGCUGCAAGCCUAAGGAAACUAAUGCUGUAUCCCAAGGGUACUAGCACCAGUAGUGAUUAUCUUUCUCUGUUCUUGGUAUUGGAUAAUCCAGCUGUCCUUCCUCCUGGCUCUGAAGUAUUUGCAGAGUUUACAUUGCGAAUUCUAGAUCUGAACUGCGGCAAACAUCAUUCUCUUAAAAGUGAACAGUGGUUCAGUGCCUCGAGUUGGUCUUGGGGAUGGGAUGAGUUCCUUACACAGAGGGCCAAGUUUUUCAAGAAAGAUCAAUGCAUUGUGGAGGCAGAAAUCACUAUUAAAGGAAUUUCUAGUUAACCCAGCUAGAUAUAUAGAUUUGAAGCCGUUGGCAACUUGGCAUAACUUUCACUGCGUCUCAUAAUAAUUUCGACUUGUGGUUUACUGGAAGCUUUCUGGUGUUAUAAUUUAGUUCCAACCUCUCGUUCUAAUCAGUCUCUCCUCUUUUAAGAUGAAAAAUUCACUAAACUAAACUCAAAUUUCUCUAUGAAAGUUGCAUGUAAUUAAUGUAUUUCCUGUUGUCAUUUUUUCUGUGGUUAAUUUGGACUUUGGAGUUGUGUCUAAGACAUAUUUAUAUAUCUAGGUUGACUUGG
Rosa rugosa (rugosa rose) is the source of this 1249-nucleotide messenger RNA. RefSeq names its product MATH domain and coiled-coil domain-containing protein At3g58210-like. Gene Ontology annotation, molecular function: protein binding. The transcript is spliced from 4 exons. The coding region runs from base 621 to 956 and encodes 111 amino acids. NCBI's taxonomy places the organism in Eukaryota, Viridiplantae, Streptophyta, Magnoliopsida, Rosales, Rosaceae. The record is from RefSeq and is a predicted model, not a curated record.